UGAAAACAUGGCGGCCAAAAGCGCACUUGAACGUGGAAUAACAUCAGUCUGGCAAAAACUUUUGACUGUUGUCAACAAUGCCUUGGUUUAUCUUGAUAGUAGAACAGCUGAAUGGACUCACUGGUGUGGUAAUCUACAAGAUCUGAUUGAUGCAGGAGCGCUUAAUGUCUGCGACAUUUCUUCUGGAAGAGUGAGUACUGGUCUUGAUUUUCACAGAUAUCUUGUUUUAACUUUUAAAUUCUUAAUUGAAAGGCCAGAAAGGAAACAAUUAAAAUCAUUAGCUUAUUGAGUUAUAACAGGAGAUAUUACGAGUGAAAGAUUUUCGGAGAUCGUGCGUGUUUAUUAUUUUAAUUUUAUGGACUACUUAAGCUUCAGAACGAAGAGAUACCGAUACAUAAAUUACUUUUUUGAUUGUCUUCAUCUUGCUAGCAAGUCAACAAUACUAGCAUCUUUAAUUGUUUUAAUGGAAAUCUUACACUUGCCAACAAGUUUCCGUUUUGUAAUUUCUCCUUGGCCCGUUUAAACCACUUUGUGCUUUUAUGUGAGAUAACGAUUGAAAAGAUUUUGAAAUUAUGGCCCUUCAUUUCUGAUCAAAUGGUAGGUUUUUUAAUUACCUAUAUAUCAUGCACCAAUUUCAGGCAAAUUUAUCAAUUUCAGUUUAUCGUAACUCUUGCUCCUAUUAACCUAUUUUGUUUCCAUUCACCUUAUUGUUGCUAAAUAUUCCGUUAACCUUUUUUUCUAAAGAUCUCAUUAGUAAUUCUCUUUCCUGUCUGCCAUACAACUCAUAUGAUGUUGGUUUUGAAUUAACAAAUAAUCCCCCAGUUGUUAGUUUUCUUUAUCCUCAUUACUUGUCAGCUUUUGUUCACUCAUGGGAAUUAAAGAGUUAAUAAAUUAAUCACCUUUCUCCCUGUUAUUUUCAGGGGGGAAAUGAAUCAGAAACAAAAGCUGUGUUUGUGAUUGGUACUCUUCUUCAAAGUGAGACUCUGGACUUGAUUCAUGCCAUUGUAGAAUCAAGCGAUUUUCAGCACUGCACAAUCCUUUGCACAGUGCCUGAAAAUGUGCAUUGUUUUGCAAGACAUGUUGAAAUAGGAGAAAUAUCACCAUUUGGAGAAAUAUCACAGAAACUUAGAGAGUGGAUGGGGAACAUGGUAGGUUUAAGUAAUUGGAAGGAUAGGGUUGAAAAUGUGGAAAAAAUUGCUUAAUUUUUCCUUGUUUUUCUCUUGCUUGCAGCCUGGUAUAAGUAAUAACAUGAUUUCAAGGGUGAGAGUAAUUUAUAGUCUUUGAAAAAUCUAUAAGAGCUUACUUACACCAAAUUGCACUCAAAUGACAUGACAAAAGCAACACAGAAAGUCAAGAGAGACAAAAUUCUGACAGUGCAUGCUAUUUGUAAUUUGUACUUGCUUUACAACCUUGCACUCAUAUUACAACUUUGCACUUGUGUUACAUAAAAAAUGCUCUUGUUUCAGCUGAUCAGAAGAGCAUAACUUUUUUCAUUUAAUAUAUUGUUAUACACCUUGAUGAUGGUGCAAAGGGGGGUCCUGAUCUCAUUUUAUGCAUGAUUUGUAUGAAAAAUUAAUGUAUCAUAUGUGUAAAAGGGAAAACUUCAAAUUACUCCUUUUGUGUGCAGGGUUUCAGAUUAAUCAAGUGUAGUUUUCACAAACUGGCAGACAAAUUUGCAGUUCAUGUUCUUACUCGCCUUUCUUUAAAAUUCAUGCAUGAACCCUUUUCCACCCUCAUCAAUUAAAAAAAAAUUGUUUGGUAUUUGCUUCACUGAUUUUUAUAUGUAAUAAAAAUAUGCAAAAAAUUCAGGUUUGUUAAUAGCCACAUAUUAAGAAACUUCUAUUUGUUUACUACAGUAUGCCACUGUAGAUGUCCACUACUUGCCCCUGUUUCCUGCUGUGGUUUGUCCUGGUCUUUUCAUUACUCCUGUGUUUUCAACCUUUUUUCCUCUACUGCCAUCAGACGUACCAAGACUACAAAAGUUUCUCAGGAGUACGGUAUGAUUUUUAUCUAAAUACCCCUUCUAUUGGAGACUGAGUUAUCAAGAAUUCAGUUUAAAUUUAACUACUCUUCUACGACAGAAGAUGGGGCUGUAUGGUCCUUGAGAUAUUUACCCUGUACCAGUAUUAGACAAACUACAAAUCUUACACAAUAUUCAAUAUUUUGUUUUAAUUAAAUGUAUGUUUUGCUGUUUGUUUAAGUUCUGUGUGUGUGACAUGUUGGAAACUUAUCUAAACUGUCUGAAAUUAACAGGGUGACAAAAGAGUAUUUAACAGCCUGGAUGACUUUGAGGUGACUUCUCUUCCUCAUAAUCUGCAAUUGAAAGUCAAGGUAGGUAAUGAAUGUCUUUGCAGCAUUUUGAAUUGAAAGGGAAAUAUGCCCACAAAUGCUAAGAUUAGGCAGGGCAAUAAUCAGGAAUCUGAAAAUAAUAUAGAACAGCGCGCAACUUCUACUUUGUUGAGUCAGUUAGACAAUGGUUUCCUUUGUGAAAAUUUCCCUUUCUGUAAAACUUAAAAAAAAAAAAUUCAACACUUCUCUAAUGAAUCUGUUUGGUUGUGGUCAUCUUUCAUAUAAAAGAUAAAUGCUAUUGGGGACUUUAAACCUGCAAAGAAAGAAAAUAUCAAAGUUUAUGGGAUUUCAUUUUGUAACCUUCAUCCAGUAAGUGAGUAAUAUGGAGGUCCUAAUGAUAAACCCCAACCACUCCAUCAACAAUAAAUGUGACUUGAGUACAUUAUCCUUAGUUAUUUUUUACCUUCACCUCACUGUUUCAGAUGUUUGCCUUUGGUUUGAACAGUUUGUUUGAAUUGUUGGAAGUCAGUGAGGAUUGUUAUGGAGUAGGAUAUCUCAGCAAAGUGAUAGCUACAGAACUUGCAAACUUACCAGCGGCUAGAACAAGAAGAAAGGUACAUCAGUCAAUCACUUGUAAAUUGGUCCCAUUGCUUUCAAUGAGAAGCUCUAAUUAAACUUGGCUUAGGUGACAAACACCUACCUACAGUUAAGAUUUGAAUGUCAUCAGCUGUAAAAAAUUAUCUUUGGUUUUUAUCCUCAGGUCUAAAAUUUAGCAUCCUCCUUUCUACCAUUGCAUAAAGUCAAUUGGUAUAGUAGAACCUUGAUUUAGUGAACCUCUAUAUAAUGAACAGUACUCUUCAGCGCACCUAAAGUUACAGUAAAAUGUAUGGGAAAGAACCUCAAAUAAUGAAGCUUGAUGUGACUAAAUCCUUGUUAUGAUGAACACAAUUCAGAAGCCAAAACGUAUAAUAUACCCCACAAAUGUUAACACGUGACCUUGAAGGACAAAUGCAAAACAGACCAACAAGAAUCAAUAUCCUUCAAUUCUUUGAAAAUAAAACAACUUCACAGUUAACAGCUCACUAUAAAUGCUGACACUGACGUUAUCAACAUAUCUAUAGAUCGGCUUUAUGCUCUUUGUCCCUUAUUAGUUCUAUUAAGUUGAAUUUAACCUCUUCAUUUUUGAAGGCUUCUUGUAGUUAAAGGUGUAAGAGGCAGGAAUUUCCAGCAUAAUAGCCUUGUUUCUCUGUUUUCCAGUGACUUCCACUAAAAUUUGUUCUCUUUGCUUAAAAAACAAGGUGCUGUAGCUAUGUACAGACCUGUACAGUGCACGUGUACUGUAGCCUCAAAUAGACAUUAAAAAAUAAUGUUAUUUACCAUAAUCAUUCCAAUCUCAAAAUGCUGGUAGUGCAACGUCACACCAAAAAAAAAAAAUUCUGUUAACCAUCCCUCAAUAUAACAAACAAUUUGGUUGUUUUUCCAUAAAUUCCUUGAAUUGAGGUUUUCAGUAUUUAUUUAAUAAUGGACUUGGGAUAAAACGAGCUGAUUUCCCUAGUCCCUUGGCAUUUUCUUAACUCAAGGUUCCCCUGUACCUUGCUCACAGAAAAUUAUAUUUAAAUUUAACUUAAUGAUAUGCAUGAUGUCUGUCUGGGACUUUAUUUUCCUUGGUACUUGUUUUUUGUAAAAGGUCUGUCUGUGAAUUGUGAUUAAAUUUAGGUAAUAGUCUGAGAAGAAAUUGAUGUAUUAAACAGCAGUCUGUUUUUGAUUUACACUGGUCAGAGCUUGAGCAGUCGUGGAUCACUGAUUUUGGUCGACAGAACACUUGAUCUGGUAGGAGCAGCAAGCCACACAUUUGAUACACUUGCUGACAGGAUCAUCCAGUCAUUGCCAAGAUUACCACAACACACCAGUGAUGUUGCUGUAGAUAUGUCACCACUUUGCUCUCCUGGCAGGUAUGAUAAAGGUCACAUUUUUAUGAAAGGAAACCUCUUGUUCAUAUUGGUUCAGCUCUUAACCUUUUAACUCCUACUAGAGUUAGGAUAUCAUGUCACUCUCCUCACAAAUACAUUAACCAGCAAUGGGUAGAGGAGAAUACUCAAUCUUAUCUGUUGGAAGAUGUUAUCUUGAUAUGACAUGAAAUGUGCUCAACAUGCAAAUGAAUAGUAGUUAAAGGGAAAUAUAUCAUGAUGGUAUUUACUUGAUUUAGCCCCACAGCUUUGUUACCUUUAUUUCAAAAUCAUGUUUUAGAAAUGACAGCCAAAUUUUUAAAAUAAUUUGUAACUAUCAUGUAAAACAUAAUUAAGUAAUCUCACUUUUUUCAUAUCAAUUUUUCAAGGGUAGGGUAGAUUAUUGAGUUUAAACAAGCAUGAUAGCUCCUAUGUGUAAUCUUCAAGGAAAGACCUCAUUCUCCUGUUUGUAUGUUGCAUAUAUUUGAGCACAGAAAUUUUUGGAAGUCAUGCUUCUGUGUAUGGUGCUAAAUCACAUGGGACACUUAUUUGAGAAAUACAAUAGGUGCAAGGCUGAACAGGUCAUUCUUUCUACUCUUCUUGUUUUCAGUUCAACUCCACACACUGUGGCGCCAGGCUGCUUAGCACAUCCUCGAGAUCCUUCUACCCAGGCUCUUCUCUGCUCCAUGAUAACCAAGAGACUAAAGGUGCCCUGCACAUGAUAAACAUGUUUUAUUUUUUCAGACUUCACUGAUAUAUAUUAGAAGUUAUUCUAUUCCAUUGAUAUGUGCACCUCCUGCCACCUUGAACUUGAGAUCCCAUCCUUGGGUGUGGACCUGUGUCAGAGUAUCACAGACUACCCUGGACCUCUCUGUUUCAAGGCAAAGAGAAAUAAAAAAAAAUUUUCCUAAUUGUUAUGUACUGUCAUGAGAAGCAACAAACAAAUGAUUAUUUUUGUAUUUAAAAAUCUAUUUUAACAGUUCUAACAGUUAUUUAUAACCACUCAGUACUAUCUGAUCAUUUGCCAAUGCUUUACUCAAGUAAUUCUUUGCCAUAUUUGAGAAGUAAAUCUCAUGUUUAUAAUAAGUACCAGUAUUACUUUUUUUUUUUUCUGUGUCAUAUUUUUUUACUAUUGACAUAUACCCCUGUUUUUGUCUCUAAGGAAAGCCUUAUGGAUUUGUCAAGACAGUUACAAGAUGCUUUGACUAAAGAAUCACUGAUACAAAAGAACAAAGGUGUUCAGAAUAAAAUCACAAUAGAGCAGCUGGUAUCCAUGUCAGAACAUUUCAGGUAUAUCUACAUUGUUUUUAUACAUAAAUUUAAUACUUACUCUCAAGAUUGCAGUAAAUUUUUGUUCUACCUUUAGGGGACUUUGAGUCUUUUUGGUGCAAGUAAAUACUCUUCUCCCUUUCUUAGAGGUCAGCCAAAGUGUUUACAAAGACAUGGUGCACUGCUGCAGUUGGUCAGAGCCACAAUUACAGCAUUGAAGAAUGAACACAAUUCACAAAUGGAACUCUUGCAAGCUAUAGAAAAAGUAAGUUUUCUAUAAAUUUUUCUCCCAGUUCUCAAUGCCAAUUAGUUGAUACAGACUAAAUAACCUAAGUUUCUGGCAUCAUCCACGUUGUAGCAUUUACGAUGAAAAAAUUGUCAAAUACUAUUAGUAAACUUUGUGGCUGGUAUGAUGCAGUGUUUCGUCUCGGCCAAGAGACUCAUCAGAUACCUUUCAUAAAUUUAAAGUGAACUUGUCAAGCAUUGUGUUCAAAGUCCUGUUCAUGGAGUUUGCAAAGUCAGGAUAUUAGUAGUCUGCCAUUAGCAUUGUCCUUACAAUUUGCUGAUGCUUAUUUACAGUAUUGUGGCUGGUUGGGAAUAUUGCCUUUGAAGGGUGGUUAUUGUUCUCCAAAAAUCUAAAGUGAUGGUGAAAUGAAAAUAAGGAUGAAUUAGUUGGAUUGAGCAUUGUGCUAGGAUUGCAGGGUCAUGCACUGAAAUCCUGGCAUCUUUUUUCAGUUGCAGGAAAUUGAGAAAUAUCACAGGAAGGAUCAUUUCAUGAUUUAAUUUCAUCAGCACAGCUCAUAUGAAAUCUCUCAAAAAUUGAAUUUCUAAAGGCAUUAUGAAGUAUGACAUAUACAGUCAUUUAAAAGGACACUAGACAGUUCUCAGUUUCAGUUCAUUUGGCCCAGUGUCCAAUUCACAAGACACAAUUAUUAAAUUUCAUUUCACUUACUUUUUCUGAGAGAUUAAUUCUUUUUUAUUUUUAAAGGGUUUAAUUCUCCACAUUGGAGAACAUGGACCUCAAAGUGCUUUAUCAGAGGUGAUAAGUGCGUUACAGUCUGACAGUAGACAGAGGUGUGUAUGUAAGCUCUUCCUCUUUUGUUUUUUAAUAUGUCUCAUCCAUUUGAAGCCAAAGGUAAUGUGGAAGAAGGCUAUUAACUACUUAUUGUGAACAUAUUUUACAGAGUGGCCUAAAGUUGAAGCAGUUUUCUGGUAGCUUCAUCCCCAAACAUACUUACUCCUUCCUUCUUUUAUGUAAGGUUUUGGUUGGUUAUGCCUCACUGAUAUCUUUAAGAUGUGCUAGGCCUUUAUUAUAACCUUGAGGAUAAGGUAGCUUAUGGCAAAUAUUAUCAAGCAUGGAGUUUAGGGGAUCAUUUUACACUUGCUUUAUAUUCUUUUACAGAUUUAUAGCUGUAGAAGAUGUUUUGCUUGUCCUGGUGUUCCUAUACUCUCUUACUGGUGGACAGGAUUGCUUUGACUCGCCCAUGGAAGAAGAACAAAUCAAAGUAUGCACAACCUCUUAUUUAACAUGAUGAUGUUUUGACUUAUCUAUGUUACAGUCUGUGUGCUAUUAGUUUGCUAAGCUGAGUUUUAUAUAAGAAUAUAUAUAUAUAUAUAUAUAUAUAUAUAUAUAUAUAUAAUUGUGUAAUUUAUUACAUAUGAUUGGUAUAAACAAGUAAUUGGUGUUGGAGCAAGAAACACAAAGCUAAUGCAGUUCUAGAUUGCUUUCAAUAUUCAAUUGAAAAUUGUUGAGUUAACACUGAUUAUGCUAUUAAUGCACAGCUGGGUAAUCCUCAUUACUUGUCUUGCUAUGUCUUUGAUACUUUUCACAGAACAUGCUGGUGAAUAGCAUACUCAGUGGAGAGCUGAAAUGCAACAGUGAGCAGUUCUUAGGUUUGUGACAACCUUUGGGAACUCCAGGAGUCUCAAGGGUGUUGGAGGACUUUAAAUGAGGGAUGCUACACCACCAUAUACAGAUUACUACUUUUUCGUAUGAAGAAAGGGGAGGAAUGGGAGCCACAUACAUCUCAGCCAUCCCCCUCCCCCCUCCCCCAGUUUGGCUACACCCCUCAGCCCAAAUGAUCCGGCAACAAAACUGAUGGUUUUAUCGAUUUUCAUGAUAUGGAAUGACCUGUGGGAGAAAUUUUGACCCUCUUUAAAAACAAUUAAUGUCAACGUCGUUAACGUUGUGCUAAGAGUAACUUUUUUUAUUUGGAGUAAGAAAUGUUCCCCAUUUACUACAUUCUGAUUUAUGGUUCAGCUCUUUUUUUAAGAACGCAAUCACACCCUCACUCAACCCCCCUUAGUUCACACCUAUGAAGUUUCAUUUAUUUCUUGACAUAAAGGGUCGGAACUGUCGGAGAAGACCGUAAGAAGCAGAAUUUCGGAUGCUUUUGAAAAAGUUCGAGGCGUUAGCUUGGCGAGAGAAGAACUGCAAGUGUUCAGGUAUUGUUGGAUAAUGUAUAGAAAUGUUGAGGUUUGUGUGAAUUAUAAGUGUUACGUUUGACUUGUUUGGGAUUACCUGUAAUCUGUGUUUUUCUUCUUUUUUGAAAGAAAUGUAUUUCAGAUGGGAACAGCAUUGAAACCAGCUCAAUAUUAUCCUCUCGUCAAACAGGUUUGUUCGCAUUUGUCAUCUUGUUACUGUUAGUGAUGCUUUCUUUUUGUCUGCCACUAUUAUGGGGUUUUUGGACUAAAUAACUUAUAAGUUGCAACAAGAAGACAUAGCAACUGGUUGCUGUCUGUUUUGUGCAGUUUAUCAAAAUACCAGAAACAAACUUACGUUACUGUCGGCUUUAUUAUGAUAGAAGCCGUUGCUUGGUAAUUAAUGCUCUAGAUUGCAAAUCGAAAGUUCGUGGCUUGAGUCCAUGGAAGGUCAUUUUUUUAUGUUAUUGGACAAGACACGGUACCCUGACAAUGCCUCUCUCUACCUAUAAUAUAUAUAAUAUAUAUAAACGGGUACGUUUAUCCACUGAAAAUAUAGGGAGAGGGGGGUGGUAUGGGUAGAGUUUAACCCGUGAUGGAGUGACAUCACGUAGUGGAGGAGUGGCACGCUUUUUGCAGACGAAACUGAGUCGGAGUAACCCUCGGUGGCCAUGUGAGUCACUUUAUUAUAAUUUGCACUUUAGUAGACUAUACUUUAGAAACACUUUUCAGAGCAUUGUUUUAGUAACAAAGCUUUUCCUGUGAAGUUUGAGUUUAAAGCGUUUUGUGUGAUUCAACCAAAGGAAAUUGUUCUGAUUUAUUUGAAUGUCUAAAAUGCUUCAUCUUUUUCAGAUAACAGAAGGCAUUUUUAGUCCUGAAUCACCUGAACUACCCGACAUCGAGUUCAAGUCACACGGAUUUAAGGAUCUUAUCAAAACAGGAUUUAGGUAAAACGAAAGGGGCGAUUUUGUUUUUGCUGUCAGUUAUUUCCUGCCUGAGAUGCACGUCAUGCUAUAUUCGUUAAUUCACCAUUUCUUGUUUUAUUGUUUGACUCAGUUUAUUCAUGAAUGUGAGCAAGCCUCGUCCUAAUGACCAUCCUUUGUUGGUUCUGUUCAUCGUUGGGGGAAUCACAUGUUCAGAGGUUCACCAGAUAAGGGAAGCGUUAGCUGCGUAUCAUCCUAAUACCCAGGUGAGAGCGUUGUUGUUAUAGAGCCAAUUUUCUGCGUGUUCUCCUAAAUAAAAACCAAAGUAAUCAACAUGGGAAGUUUCCCCUUUAGCGUUAGUGGGUCCAUACGGCUUGGACGUAUGUUAGGCCACCCACAAGUUCUGGAACUAACUAAAGACAGAGCGGAAGGGUAUACUUGAAUACUGUGAACGGUAAUUUAGGAAAAGCAUUACUCUAUUUUCAUUCUUACGGAACGCUUUGAUCUGAGGAGUUUCUAGUCACUGGUGGGACUUCCGACGCAACAUUCUGAUUCACUUCUGUUUCUCUUCGUUCCAGCUUUUAAUUGGUAGCACACGGCUUAUGAGAGGCGAAGAUUUGUUCAAGGACGUUUUCCUCCAGGAUAAUCUGUUCCCAGCUCUUCAUUAAUGAUUUUCAUGAAGUGUGGCUUGACACACAUCUGGCUUGUGACGCCGAUGAGAAGUUGUCCAAGUCGUCGACUAACUUGCUCGAGAACAUAACAUACGUGUGAGUGAUAGUGGAUGGUCAGUUGUUUUCAACAAAACAAAAGAAAAACUGUAAAUUGAACAGCUAAAUGGACAACACACGCAACCCCAAGCCCAUAAUGACAUCACGAUGGUCAAAGAUUCCCUGAUAAUUUUUUUAUUGCUAUAACCAAUUGAAGAUUGGUCAACACAAGAGAAUAGAAAUUGGUCAAUGAAUAUCUCCCCAAUCGUUUUUAGUAGAGGCUUAAAAAAAAGGAAGAACCUGAGAUCAAGUACAAGUGCUAAGAGAAGAGACUUACAAAGGACCAAAAGCCAAACGCGGCGCAAAACAAAAAAUUUUGAACUUAUUUAAAAUAUUGAACAAAUGCACGAAGGGUGCAUAACAGUUGCAGUAAUGGAAGCGACAGGCGUAGAGCUUCGUCAAAAUAUUCUAUAAUUUUUCAUAUCCUGAGAGUGCUUUUAUUGUGGCGUGAGAAACAACUAAAAUGUCCCUAAGAGAUACCUUUUAAGGGUGCGCCGUUUGUUACAUCUGACCAGUGACACAGAGCAUCGACAGUGGCAAGAUGUAAUUUAGUGUUGACAACUGAGUUGAAAACGUAAAUUGGCCACCGUAAAGAGUUUAAAGUUUCGAGCGUCAGCCCUUCGUCAAUUUGGCAAGAUGGUUUACUUAUGGAGUUGUAAAGCGGACUUAUAGUAUAUUUUCCACAGAGAACAAACCUUGGAUAAUCUUUUUUGAAAUCUAAUUUAUAAAAGAUGGGCUAAAUAUAUGGAGUUGUUUGCAGGUUUCAAAAUAAACUGGAAGGUCAAAGUCUAGUAGUAGUUACCUCCCUAAGCCAUUGAUCAGGUUUCCAAACCUACAUCAUUUCCCAUGGUAAUAUCAUGUUCGAGAGUUUCCCAUAACCUUUGAGGUGACUUUACAAGAUUCACAAUCACGUCUUAGGUCAUUCCCAACCUUCUGAUUGGUUUAUAACAACUAAUCACAUUUGCUUGACUGCUCUCAAGUUCCAGUGC
Molecule: messenger RNA, 10604 nt
Organism: Pocillopora meandrina
Lineage: Eukaryota; Metazoa; Cnidaria; Anthozoa; Scleractinia; Pocilloporidae
Source: the annotation of a GenBank genome assembly